GUUUUGUUCAGUCGGUAUUCUCGGCAUGAAAGGUUUAAAAUCUUUCUUUUUCUUCCUCUUUUCCUUUCCGAUAAUCUUCGGAUUUGAAGAAGAGAGAGAGAAAUGGUUAAUUAACGCCGAUCAACCAAUUACGUCACCCAUUUUACUCGGUGAAUACCGUUACGUUUGCUUAGGUGACUUGAAUCUUUGCAACAAAGGUAUUAGAAUUUCAUUCUGGUACAAGCCACAACCGGGUAAUGCUAACUUGGACGAAGAGUACUUGAUUUCAACUGGAGGGCAAUCAGCCAUGUCCAAUGGUUUUUACAUGCGAAGAAACUAUGGCAAGGAUUACGAAGUUGGUGUGGCUAUUGAAGAUAAUUUAUGGGUUUGUAAUUUCUAUAUCAUUACGGAUGGAUUAGUCUACUUGACCUUUACCUGGUCUAAUGAAACUGGCUUGGAGCUAAUAAUUGACAACUUUAAAGAGACAUGUGCAACUUCUCCAAAGAAAAGACUCUACACAUAUCCUCAAUAUGAUCUUUUCAACAAUAUAUACGUCGGCAGAGAAAAUACCUAUGGUGCAGAAACAAACCAAUUGAAUAUAGUCAUGUAUAAUUUAACUUACAGCAAUAAUGUGUCUGCAGAGGAAAUACCUAUUGAAGACCUUGAAAAAAAUUUAUUGAGAGGAUGCAUAGAAAAAAUUUCAUCCCGAGAUCCAUCUGUCGCAGCUAAAACCCUUCUAGAAUGCAGAUCAGCUUGUAAUGGAAAGAAAACAAAUCAGGCUAUUUUUACAGUGGACAAAUGCAUUUGUACUGAUUGGGAAAAAAUUCAGGUUAAACCUUGUGAAACACCUAAUACAUUAAAAGUCUAUUGGGUUACUCACUUUAAAAAAGAUUUUAAAUAUCCGAUUAAUUUGAGUGUAACGUAUAAAAGUGCCAGGAACAAAUCAUAUAUUUUACCUGACGAAAUUGUUCUAUUCAAUGCUACGACAACGGCUGACGAAAUGGUUAAUUUUUAUUUCGAUUAUGGAGAUGGAAUGACCGACGAAUCUGCUAUCGGUUUAGGUUCAGCAUCGUGGAUGACUGAAGGAACUUAUACAGUAACGGUCAAAGCCGAAACAAGAUUGACUACAGAAAUUGUAAAAAUUAACGUUACUAUUAAGCAAGUUGAGGAAGGCGUACCGCCAGAAGUCGUUCAAAUAUAUUAUGGUGGAAUGACUCAGAAUAAAGGGGAAAUUAAUUUAUAUACUAGUGUUGUAUCGCAAUUUCCGAUAUCAUGUAAAUUGCAGUACGGUGACGGAGUUGAAAAAAAUUUUACAUUUGAAAAAUUAGUCAACGAAAUCGACGAAAUCUAUUUCUAUCCUGAAGUAGGAAUUUAUGAAGCAGUAUUCAGCUGCUCUAACAAAUACGGAUAUUUAAUUGAUAAAGUAAAAGUCUACGUUGAACAAAAGAACGCUGAAUUCGAAGACAUUGCUGUCGGAACAACGCAAAUAAUACCAUUCAAAAAUCCAACGAAGGAGAAAGUAAAUAUUUUAAUAAAUAAUGAAAAAGUGUUUUCGUCAAUCUCUCAAGAUUCGAUAGUAUUCGACGGAGUCAAUUUAGAUAAGGCAGGAGAUUAUUUACUUCAAGUGACGUCGAUAACAAACACGCUUUUGUUUACUAAAGUACUUGGAGUCUUUCGUCCUGUUGGAGAUAUUGAUAUAGACGUUGACAUUAAUGCAGUCGUCUUGGGCGAUGCUAUAUAUUUUACGUUUAAAAUAUCCGAUGGGGAAAGUUUACACAUCUCUAUUCAAUAUGGUGACGAUGCCGGUCAUAUGUUAUAUGUACCAGGAAAUAAAGUAGAAAAGGAUCCGACUACCAUUCAAUCUUCCCACUUGUAUAAAGAUUAUGGCGUUUAUAAUGUAGAAUUAGAAGUAGCCAAUACUAUUAGCUUUAAGAAGACAUCGAGAGUUGUUUCGGUAGAACGUAUUAUCGAAAAAGCGUCAAUAAAAGCUAGCCACGUUUCAAAACUUGGGGAUGAAACAACUUUUGCUUUACUGGUAGAUGUCGCUAACAGUCCGACUUUGCCCAUAGAUGUCGACUUUCAUUACGGUAACGGUAUCUUUGAAACUGUCCACUUUCCAUCUAGAACGUCCCCUAGUGAACGUCUUAUUCACAAAUAUGCCUAUCCAGCAUACGGUACAUAUCACGUCAAUGCUACACUAAAAAAUAAUAUAAGUCGAAUAUACAUCGAUUAUCAAGUACAAGUCGGUGAUGAUAUAUCGGAAAUUGAUUUGCUUACAAGUUCACCUAUGUCUCUGUCUGAAGUAGUAAUAGAGGUCAAAGUACCCAAGGGCUCACCGGUAAAUAUCCAUAUGGAUAUGGGAGAUGGGACAAUCUUACACAAACGUUUAGAUAACCUUUUUGAAAAAACAAAACAAAGUGGAAGGAGGAAGAGGUCAAUACAAAAUAAUCAAACAGAAAUUACAACAACUAUUCCAUUUACUACGACAAAUUUGCUGGAAAGUUAUGAUUCGACAGUGGCGCCAACUAUCCCAGCGGAGGAUAAACAAAAUAAAUCUUUAAAUGAUCCUUACGAAAUUGAUUUGGGGGAGAAAGUUGAACAUUUUAACGAUCCAGUUUUAUUUAAAUAUCAAUAUUUAAAGCCUGGAACCUAUGAAAUAUCUGCCACUGCUGAAAAUGAGUUUGGGUCAAAGUCUACUUGGCUGUGCCCAAGAAUUACUAUAAUUCGAGAAGAAGCAGCUGGAUUUUCAUGCUCAUCAGCAAAUUUAGCAGUGGCUAAUGAAUCAUCACCAGACCAACCCAUUCAGUGGUAUCGAUCAUCACCUAUAUAUUUAGACCUGUCGAACGAUUUGUCUUGUGAUUCCGAGGUAAAAGCUUCAUACUCAUGGAGAGCAAUGCGACUGGUAAAAGGCAAGUGGAAACCUGAAUUGAAUCUUUGCGUGACUAGAACAAAGAACAAAGGUUUAGUUUUGCCUAAGAAUAUACUGUGGUAUGGAGAGAUAAAAUUAGUAGUGGAAAUGAGUAUUGAAAAGAAGAAAGUGUCUAGAAGAAAGAGAGAAGUUGCCUCUGAGUUUGACAAUUCCACUUCUCCUAUGACUACCCCAUCUGUGACCUCUUUUCCGGCAACUUACACCCAAGCCGACUUAGGAAACGAUGAGAAAACCUCUUCUCCACAACCAACUACAUCAGCCGAUAGUGAUACUAAUUCGGUGGAAAAGAUUCUUAAGGAUGAGCAAGGCUUUUUUAGUCAACCGGAUAUAGAUGAAGCUUACGAAUCUACUCUUGUUUCAGACUCAAUAGAAAUAUUCCUUAGCGUAGUUCCUAGCCCUUUAGUCGCAACAAUUGCUUAUGGGACUCGCAGGGAGGUUAUGAAAGAUUCUAUUGUUACUAUGGAUGCAGACAACUCUCACGACCCGGACGUGUCUCCAAAAAAUAGAUCAGGGAUAUUUAUGCAUUUGAUUUGUUACAAUAAAUACAGUGCAUCCACUGUUGACAAGCUAAAACCUAAUCAAUUACUGGAUGAAAGUAUUAAAUUAAUGAAUAAUACACUAAAUAAUAUGGCUUUGUAUGAAUAUGGAUCCUGUUUUCAAGGAAAUAGUAAACUAUGGGUUCAAGGCUUUAGGAGUACUUUUGAAGUUCUCACACUAGGAACGAAUGGAACAUUUUUCUUUAAGAUAAUCAUUGAGAAGGACAAUCGACAGUCAGAAUUCGUCCAAGAAUUGGAGAUAUUAUCAGUGAAUAUCUCUGGCAAUAUAAAAGAUCUCCUAAAUAACCUGCUCAACAGUAACGAUACAAGCGGAGCUCUGUACGCUAUUGAUAACAUUAUUGGAAAUAUGAAUAAUUUUGUUUCGGACGAUAAUAAUACAAAUGCGCAGGAAGCGAGAAAAGAGUUGAAGGGAAUGAUUAUCAACGUUUUAGAUGGUUGUUCAAAGAGAAUGGAUAAUUAUGAUCAGCUAGGAUCAACUACUAAAUCUGUAAAUGCCGUUACGAACGUUCGAGACGAGACAACACCAGAGAGUCGUAAAACUGCAGCAGAGGCUAUUGGAUCGUGUGGAGACAAAGUAGAAAGUUUGGCUGAUGGUGUAACUCUUGACAAAAUAACUGAGAUGGCAACAAGUUUAAUUGGUGGCGUUGGAAAUGUCGUUCCAAGAAACAACGCGAGUAAUAUCGAUUUAAAUAAGCCGGUGAUUCCGGGUGAGGAAUUUAGCUCUGGUAGUGGUGACGAAAGUCUAUGGAUAGAAUCGACUAUAACUCCUGAGUUAUCUACUAUCGCUGACAUCCUCACCACAACUGAACCCCCUAUCUUACCUCCUGCGACCUGCUGUGAAAAUGUAACAAAAGGGUUAUGCCAAUGGGUAGAACCUUUAGACAGUCCUUUGUUGGAAGAUAUCGAUGAUAGAAAAGAGUUUAUUUGGACAGAUGAAGACUGUGAAGAGAUUUUUCCAGACGAUAUUAUCUUAAUACAAAAUCGAUUUAAAGCUUGUCUUGCGCGAGACUUAGCAGCUGUAAGGAGCCAACAGUCGAAAACAACUAAUGCAGCCAUGGGUGGGUCGGAUAAGGUUUUAUCUGUUUUGAUAAACCAUCAAGAUGAUACUAACGACGGAAUCAAAAUUGAUACUCCGAAUUUAAAGGCUGUUGCAAUUAAAAAGAAAGCUGGGGGAGAUGGAAAAAUGGGAUCUUUUGAGGUUCCAUCAGAGGAAAAUGAUAAAGCUGCAGGAGCAAAGAUGACAACUAUGGCAAACCCCUUUGUUUUUGUUGACAGUGCUUCAAGAGUGCAAUCAAAUGUACAAAGCUUAACUUUAACAGAUGAAACAGGAAAUGUAGUUAAAGUUAACAAUUCUAAGGAAAAAAUUCAAAUGUGGAUUGAUAGUAAUGGGAAAAAGAUACCUCCCGCAGCAGAAAAACACGUGGCUCAUCAUAACAUGUCAUAUUAUCCUAUAAAUCUUACGUCUAAUGGAAUGUCUAUUCAUGCACUUGUAUUUCCAAAGGAUCCUAAUGAGAGAUUCGAAGUGUAUAUAAAAUACGGAGGCGACAAACAGUUGGUACCAACUAAAAAAGAUUAUGACUUUGUUCAAGUUGUACCAAGAGAUGUUUCUCUUCUUAUCGCUAACAAAUCACUUACCAAAGGCGAAAUCGAACAAUUAAAAUACACAUUCUUUCCACCUGCGAAUGUAACUGAGCGAAAUGGUUCCUACGUGCUGGGAGUAUCUAUUUAUGGUGCAUAUGUCAAAAUGGAAGAAGCUAAGUCUGGUACUUUCCGCGGUAACUUUACAUUCAAUUUUCAAAUUUUCUUGUCCGCGUGCAUCUUUUGGGAUGAAAUAGAAAACGAUUGGUCUAGCAAUGGCUGUGAAGUUGGUCCUUUAACAACUAAAUAUAGAACGCAAUGCCUAUGCACACAUCUGACAUCGUUUGGCGGUGACUUUGUUGUUCCUCCAAAUACAAUUGAUUUUAAAAACGUAUGGGGUAACUUUAGCAAUCUCAGCGAAAACGCAGCAGUAUUCUCGACGGUUAUCGUUCUGCUUGGGUUGUAUGUGAUACUCUUAGUGUGGUGUCGCUACCAAGACAAAAAAGACAUUCUUAAGUGGGGAGCCACUCCUUUGGAAGAUAAUUUACCCACUGAUGUUUACCAUUAUCAAGUAACAGUUUACACAGGCGUGAAGAAGAAUUCAGGAACAAAAUCUAAAGUUAGCUUCAUUUUAUCGGGAGAUAAUUGUGAUACUGGAGUAAGGAGAUUGGAUGACGGGAAAAGAAAGGAGUUGUCAUCGGGUUCUGUAUUAAAUUACAUUCUUAGUGUGGAGAGCUGUCUCGGGCCUCUAACUUUUUUGCGAAUAUGGCACGAUAACCAAGGACAGGGAAAAUCGAAAGGUUGGUUUCUUGAUCAGGUCGCGGUUAUGGAUUUGCAAACUGGAGACAGAUUUUUCUUUUUAUGUGAUCGAUGGCUUGCUGUUGAGGAAGAUGAUGGACAAGUUGAUCGAGUUUUACCAGUAGCCUGUAUGAACGAUUUAACAGCAUUUAAACAUUUAUUUUCAUCGUCCCUGAGAAAAAAGCUGACAAAUGAUCAUUUGUGGGUAUCCAUUGUGUCACGCCCAACAAGGUCAAGUUUUACUAGAGUUCAGCGUAUAUCCUGCUGCAUGUCAUUGCUCUUUUUAACAAUGAUUACAAAUUGUAUGUUUUACAAGGCGGAAGACACCUCAAAAAAAGCCACAGGGAUAACUCUUGGACCUUUCACUUUUACCCUGCAGCAGCUAUUUGUAUCCGUUGUAAGCACAGCUAUUGUCUUUCCGCCAAACCUUCUAUUAGUCACAAUAUUUCGAAAAGUCCGUCCGAAAAAGAACGCUAUUCUCCAAUCGAAUCAGAAGAUAUCAUCGAAAUCAAAGAAAUGGAGGAACAUAAAUCCAGGGUCUUCACUAUGGUCUAAUCAGAAAGUCUCUAGGCUACAAAAAUUCCAAGAUGCAAUGCAUAACAUACUUACUUCCCAUCAAAAGUCAAAGUAUGAAACAGAAGAUCCAGAUAUAAAGAAGAGAAAGAAAAAGGGCUGCUCAUUACCACCAUGGACAAUUUACUUUGCUUGGAUUAUCUGCUUCCUAUCCAUAGUUGCUUCGGGCUUUUUUACGAUUCUCUAUAGUAUGCAAUGGGGAAAGGACAAGUCGAAUAAAUGGCUUAUAACAUUCUUACUCUCUUUUUUCCAGUCGGUGAUAGUGGUACAGCCCGUUAAGGUUCUCUUAUUAGCUGCAUUUAUUUCUUGUAUUAUGAGGAAACCAGAUGUUGAUGACGAUGAUGACAUGUUUGAAGAUAACCAUAACGGUUUACCGUCAGCAGAUGAAAUUAUGCUCAGUCCUGAACAAGAAAGAGAUAUACAAGAAUUAAUUACGCAGAGGAAAUUACAAGCAAGUCAAAUUAAGCCACCCGAUAUGGAUUCUUUGAAGGUAGCCAGAGAAACUCGACUAAAAGAAGUACAAAUGGAGGCUAUAUUGAAAGAAUGUGCAAUUUAUUUCUUCUUCGUUAUGGUACUCUUUUUCAUAUCUUACCAAACUCGUGAUAUGGCAAGUUAUAAUUUUAAUGAAAAUAUAAAAAAUACUUUCAUUAGGACUAAACCGGCCUUUGACUCGAUUACAAAGCCUGAUCAAUUUUGGACUUACAUCAAAUCUGCUCUCUUACCAAAUCUAUAUUCUGGAAAAUGGUAUAAUGGGAAGAGAGUUGACUGGCGAGGUUUUCUAACUAUUGAUGAUCGAAAUACUAUUAGAGUUGGAGUAGCAAGAUUAAGACAACAUAGAAUAAAAGAUGGUUCUUGCAAAUACUCGAGCUAUUUUAUUCCUAUUAUAAAAAAACCGUGUAGAGAUCAGUAUGGUUGGACAUCAGAUGAUACGAAGGAUUAUUUAUCAGGUUGGAAAAAGACUGAGACGGCUGGUAAUGAUACUGACCUUAAAAGUUCUAAGAAAUCGCCCUGGAUAUAUAGGAGCAGCGUAGAGUUGGUGAAUGCCCCCUAUGUUGGAACCAGAUCUACGUAUAAAGGGGGUGGCUAUGUAUUCAAAUUUCAUAGGACAAGAUCUAAAACAGAGCGAUAUUUAAAGAAACUUGAAGAAGAGGAAUGGGUUGAUGUUCGGACGAGAUCAGUAUUUAUAGAAUUUACACUAUAUAACGGAAAUAAAAAUCUCUUUGCGGCUGUAAUAUUGCUUGUUGAAUUUCAAGCAGCUGGCGGAGCUACAAUAAGGACUGAAUCAAAAGUCUUUAGAAUAGAUAAUUACGUCGGCGGAUGGGGUGUUGUCGUUCUAAUGUUCGAAAUAGUAUUUUUAUUAUUUACGAUUUACUUCAUAGUUAAAUGCCUAAGGGACAUUAGAAAGCAAAAAUUGAAAUAUUUCAAGCAAUUCUGGAAUUUACUUGAGUUUGUAACAUUAUCUAUGUCAAUAACAGCUGUUGCAAUGUAUGCUAUGAAGCGAAUUUUUGCAUCUGAAGCUAUGAAAACAUUAAAAAAAAGUGAAUCGGGAGACUAUGUGAAUUUUAUUUCUAUAUCUAUUUGGGAUGAAACGUACGUGUUUAUCGUAGCGAUUAUUGUCUUUCUGGCAACAAUAAAAAUGCUAAAGCUGCUGAAAUUUAACAAACGAAUGGGAAUGCUUGGAGAUACGAUAAAAUUGGCAACGAAAGAUUUGAAGACUUUCUCUAUUUUAUUUAUUAUCUAUUACUUUGCAUUUUGUCAACUUGGCUAUCUCUUAUUCUCAAAAUAUUUAACAAAUUAUAAGUCGAUGGUAGCAUCUGCCGAAGCUCUGUUUGCAUUUGCUUUAGGAGAUUUUGACCUUGAUGCUAUGCGUGAAGUUGAUCGAAUCCUUGGUCCUAUCUUCUUUUUCCUCUAUGUUGCAAUAGUCUAUAUUAUACUUAUGACAAUAUUCCUAACAAUUAUUUAUGAUUCAUUAGCCGAAAUUAAGGCUAAUAUGGAACUGCAAUCCAACGACUAUGAACUUGUAGAAUUCAUGGUUAAGAAAUUUAAAGGAAUUUUUGGCUGGACCUAAAAAAAAACGAAAAAGAAAACUUUUCAGUCCCAUCACGAACACUUUGUCAUUUAACGUGCCGACAAACUGUCAGCUUAGGCAUCACAUUAAGCUUAGUUAAAUAACUCUAAUAUAUCUCUCAAAACAAGCCCUAUUCUGUUGAAAUUUAUCUAUAUGUUCUCUAAGUAUUCUUUUAUCCAAUCGAUCUUUAAUUUAUCUCCGGCGAAAUUUAUAGAAUCAGACAUUUUAGAGGUAGAAUUUUGGCAAACCGUUUGUAUGGCAUCAGGCGAUAUAGCUAAAUAGUGAUUUGGCCUAAUCGAGAUCGGGUAUUUUUUGUAUUCUUUGAGGCCAUCACUUAAAACUUGUGCUUUUUUAAGAACGUUCCAACCGACAGCAUCGUGAAGAUUAAUUUCAUUUCUAGUAAGAACAAUCAUUCGGUUGUGAAGUCUUAAAAAGGGAUGGUUGCUUUCGCAAUGAACAGAGAAUGAGCUAAAAUCAUAAUCCGGAUAAUGUUUUUCUGUAGAAAAGUAGGCAGGAGGUAGAAAGAGGUAACAAACAUUUUUGUUUCGAUUACGAAGUAUAGGUAGAUUAAUAGUUGUUAAAUCAGAUGGUACAAAACCGAAAUAUCCUCCAAAAAUUUGAAUAAUAUACAUUGGUAAAACAUACAUUGCUCUUAGUUUAUUUAAUCCUCUAAAUAUUCCUCUAUAUUGUUGCAGUGUUAAAUCAAGGACAGCUAGAAUAUCUUUAUAUUUCCAUAUCCAAAUUUCCAAAUUAUUUGAUUGUAAUCUUAGCCAGCAGUUUAAAAUUUGUAUCACUUUUUCAUUGUCCAUUUGUUCAUCUUCUAUGAAAAGAUGAAUAAUCUCAUUUUUAAAUAGAUACUCUCUAUCACUUAUCUUUGUUUGAAACCAGAAGUAUGUUAACAGUACUAUUAAGGCUACAAAAUAUACAACUAUACGACCUUUGAAAGAAAUAUACAUCAUCGCUUAGUAGUAUAAGCAUACACAAUUUAUUAUAAAUGCAUCCAGCAGAACGGCUGCUACAAUCCACUGUAACAGCUUGCCAUUUACAAUGCUGAUGGUUUAUCGAGUAUUUUCAACGAUUAGGCUAAAAUCAUACGAUAACUUAAGGCCUAAACAAUUAUGAUAAAAAAUUUUAUCUGCCUUAAAUACAUUCGUACAUUCUAUAGCAUAAUAAACUACAAAAAAAUACUUUGUUAGGGUAUUUACUGUGUAAAUGCAUAAAGCAUAUUGAGUAAUUAAAUACCAAAAAACAUUUAGGAAGAGGAGAGGUAAGAACUUCUAAAAAGAAUAUUUUAAGUGUCGCCUGCAAGCGAUUAAAAGAAAGAUUUCUUUAGUAGGUGAG
Dimorphilus gyrociliatus is the source of this 9823-nucleotide messenger RNA. Lineage: Eukaryota; Metazoa; Annelida; Polychaeta; Dinophilidae. The record is from the annotation of a GenBank genome assembly.